CAACAGUGAUACACAUUUACUCAUAAUCAUAUAUUCGCUGCGUCCAUAGCUGAAAAUUGUAAAUAGCAGUGUAGUUACUUAAGUAAUUACCUAUACACAUACUCCAAAAUGAUCCGAUUUAUACUCAUACAAAAUCGUGCAGGCAAAACUCGCCUGGCCAAGUGGUAUAUGAACUUUGAUGACGACGAAAAACAAAAAUUGAUCGAAGAGGUGCACGCUGUGGUCACAGUUCGAGAUGCUAAGCACACUAAUUUUGUAGAGUUUCGUAAUUUCAAAAUUGUGUAUAGACGCUAUGCAGGUCUCUACUUUUGCAUUUGCGUGGACGUUAACGACAAUAAUCUCUGCUAUCUGGAGGCCAUACAUAACUUUGUAGAGGUGCUGAACGAGUAUUUCCAUAAUGUGUGCGAGUUGGAUCUCGUAUUUAAUUUUUACAAGGUGUAUAGUGUCGUUGAUGAGAUGUUUUUGGCUGGGGAGAUACGCGAGACCUCACAGACAAAAGUGCUCAAACAGCUGCUAACAUUAAACUCAUUGGAAUAGACAGAUUUCCACGCACUAAAAUGAUGCAUUCCCCAUUGCCCGCUUAUCGAAUCUUCACAUAAAAUAAUAUAAUAUUGUAAUACUAUUUAUCUACAUGUGUUCUAUAUAUGCAAGCAAAACAACUCUCAAAUGUUAAA
Molecule: messenger RNA, 674 nt
Organism: Drosophila arizonae
Lineage: Eukaryota; Metazoa; Arthropoda; Insecta; Diptera; Drosophilidae
Gene: AP-2sigma
Product: adaptor protein complex 2, sigma subunit
Biological process (GO): clathrin-dependent endocytosis; intracellular protein transport
Cellular component (GO): membrane coat; AP-2 adaptor complex
Molecular function (GO): clathrin-cargo adaptor activity
Source: RefSeq, a predicted model, not a curated record